AAUGCUGCGGUCUGUUUGUUUCAAGAACUUUGUAAGGUUUAAAGAAUAUCAGUUGCUGGACUUUUCGGAAAGUGGACCUUUCAUUUUCAUAGGCGAAAAUUGUUCAGGUAAAAGUUCUGUUUUUGAAGGUAUCCGGCGCUGUUUAAAGUUGCAGUUUAGUUCAUCAAUAUCUUCAGUUUUUGACACAAACCAACCGUCAUAUUUUAUUUGCAAUUUUGAAACAGAUUUCCCUAGAGAUAAUAACAACAACAUUUUAUGCGGCUUUGUUUUACUUCCCCCGACAACUGAAAAGAACGAAGAAAAUGAUGAUGAUCUGACCGAAAGCCAAAGCUGCGCAAAAAAGGUGAGAGGUGAAGACACACCAGAUAGAAAACAAGAACAUGAAACAAAAUCAAGCUUGACUAAUAGAAAGGAGGAAAGUGUAGAAAUAAGCUCAACCGAAACAAACGUUUGCCAUCCUGAGGCAUCGAAUCAGUUUUGUAGUGGAGAAACUGUUAAGGAAUUUAACCCAGGCAGACAAAAACAUACAACACGCUUUUACAAAUUUGCGAUGAAAUGUGGUGAUAGGAGUGAUCCGAUGUUUAUCAAUUUAGUUGAUAAAUCUGAAGAUGGAACUAAUCUUAUCAUAUGUAAAAGGUAUCAAAUAAGUCAGACUGAGAAUCAACAAGUACAUAAACAAUUCAAAAGUACGAUUUUAGAACAAAAGAAAGAAAGCAUGGGUGUAGACAAAUAUAUAGAAACAAUAUUCAAAAAUAUCGACAAAAUGCAAGAGGAUACAAGCGAAGGAUUAGAGUCAAUAUUGGAACUUUUAACAAAAGAUAUUAUUUUUACCUUCCCUUUACGCUCAGUUGGGCCUUUGCAAUGGUCUGAAAGUAAACGCCUCGCCAGUGAAUAUCGGGAGGCAAAUUAUACUGAAGCCGAAAACAGGUGUGAAAUUAUAAAAUAUUUCCUCGAAGACAACGGCGAAAAAUUUGAUAAAGACAAAGAACAGGAAUAUUUUAAACAGGUAACACAAAUUGACGACUACCACUUCACGCUUAAAGAUGGCAAGAUCAAUUUACCAAAGGGUAAAUUUGCUUUGCUAAAAACGCCAGAGGGAAUAUUAGAAGCAAAAGGUUUUUCUAUCGUAAUAUCAAGUAAACAAUACAAGACCAUUUUGCUUGAGGAACCAGAUAGGGGAAUGCAUCCGCAAUUUGUGGAAAGAAUGACACAAAUAAUCAAUCAAGAGAAAAAAAGUAAACGUGUUGUACUCAUUACACACCAGAAAGGAUUUAUUACCCCUCGAACAGUAUCUGAUACAUUCAUCUUCAGGUGUACUGGAACAGGUCAUCGAAUCAUAUCUGGUAAGUCUAUUCUUGAAAACGACGCAAAUAUGAAGAAAUUGCGACUGUUGACAUCGCAUCAUGUACCUGACAUUUUCUUCGCUCGAAAAGUUUUAUUUUAUGAAGGUGACUCGGAAGAACUGUUUCUAGGAGAACUUAAGAGCCAAAUUCUUUCUGGAGAUUGUAGUGUCACUCCAAAAUUGUUUGAAAAAGAUGAUGCAGAGCUAUCAAACAAACAGUUGAAAAAAUGUCUAAUUGAAUAUACUUUUAUUAAAAUGAAUAGUAAAGACAAUCGUAAAUUUUAUCAGUCAAUAUGUAAACAACUAAAGCUAGAUCAUUUAGUUCUUGUAGACAGAGAAGCUGUAGCUAACAUGCUAGUGGAUCGCAAACCAAAAGGAGAAAAGGAAGACGAAAGAUUGAAGGCAAAGGAAAGAUCACGAAAAGAAUGGGAAACAAUCAGAAGGGACAUAAAAGAAGAACAUAUCUUUUUCUGGUUAGAUGGUAAUAUAGAGGAUAUGGUGUUUGCAAUGUGUGAAAAUAACAGCAAACUGGAAAGCGAUCUUUUCAAACAAAACGUGAAACGUAAAAAAGGGAAACUUUUUCUUCACGAUAGGGUUAAAUGCAGUAAUAUAACAGAAAGUGUAAGACUCCUUCUUGAUAACUGCAAACCAGAGCACGACCUUGCUGCAUUCAUCAAAAGGCUGAUGGAAUAACUAUUUAUGCAAAAUAUUCAUAAUUAUUUUCAAUAAUCAUUACAACAAAGCAAAAAGUAUCUAUCUGAGGUAAGAUGUUCAUGCCGUGUGAAUUUUGUAAUAUUAAACAGAUGUCAAUAUUGAGCUUCGACAUUUUCAUAAUAUAACGUCAUUUAUUUUAAAAGUAAUAAUAUUAACGUGCAACACAGCAAUGAUCAUGUAUAUCUGCCGUUUUUUAUUGGUGUUUCAGGAUUUAUAAUAACAUGAUGUAAUAAAAGAUCUGCCAUGUGA
Molecule: messenger RNA, 2305 nt
Organism: Ruditapes philippinarum (Manila clam)
Lineage: Eukaryota; Metazoa; Mollusca; Bivalvia; Venerida; Veneridae
Exons: 1
Coding region: 2-2035 (677 amino acids)
Molecular function (GO): ATP hydrolysis activity; ATP binding
Source: RefSeq, a predicted model, not a curated record